This is a messenger RNA of Microthlaspi erraticum, 291 nucleotides long. The record is from the annotation of a GenBank genome assembly. NCBI's taxonomy places the organism in Eukaryota, Viridiplantae, Streptophyta, Magnoliopsida, Brassicales, Brassicaceae.
AUGUACAUGUACCCGAAUCAUUUUUUUAAAACAACCGAUGGACACAAGUAUAGGGACAUGCACUACAGAUCCACCGAGACUCUCCAGCAGCUUGUGCCUGUUAGCUACAGAUUUUCCAUUGCCAAUCAUCCUAGUGAUCCAGAGAAUCGUUAUGUCACUGUGAGGAGGUACAAGCUUGUAUAUGGAGAGAAGUUCCUGGUGCAUUACAGAGAAGAGUUUAAACACCUUGUGAUCAACGAACAAGAGGCACAACCCCGGAUUCCAUUUGAACCAGAGGUGUUGUUUGAUUGA